AUGCGGCAGCAUAUGCUCCUUAAACACGGCGAUGUGUUCGGUAAAGCAGACCCGCAGCAACCUAGUGUGUCGGCUAUUUUCACCGCCGCAAAACGUAGCUGUAAUCCCGGCCGGGGAGAGAAAAUCACAACGCUGAUUACAUCAAUGAUCACAAAAGAGAUGCUGCCUCUGAGUUUUGUGGAUCAGAAGGGGUUCCGUGAUCUCAUGGCCUUUAUAGAGCCUGAAUACACGGUGCCAUCGCGGCGCACCAUCACUGCUCGAGUGGAGAAAAUGUACGCGGAGAAAAGGGAGCAGUUAAAGGCCGACCUGGUGACAGCCAAAAAGGUUGCAAUAACAACAGACGCGUGGACUUCCCUCACAACUGAGUCCUACGUUACAGUUACCUGUCACUAUGUGGGAGAUGACUGGGACCUGAAGACAGCGGUGCUGGAGACUCGUAGCUCGGAUGAGAGACACACAGCAGAGAACAUCGCUGCUCAUCUCCGAGCUGUCACUGAGGAGUGGGGAGUUCACGAUAAAGUAGUAGCAUGUGUGCAUGACAAUGCACGCAACAUGGUCCUGGCAAACCAGCAGCUGCUCCAGUGGGAAUCAGUUCCCUGUUUCGCCCAUACGCUACAAUUAGCAAUUAAUGACGGCUUUAAAAAUGUGAACAUCAACCGGGUGGUCGCAGCGUGCAGCAAGUUGAUUUCUCACUUCCACCACAGCACAGUGGCAUCUAAUGCUUUAAAAAUAAAGCAAGCGCUACAAAACCUCCCAACACACAAAUUGAUCCAAUACUGCCGGACACGAUGGAACUCAAUUUUUGAAAUGAUGGAGCGACUGCACGAGCAGAGAUGGGCUGUGACCGCAGCGCUUUCGGACAGGACGGUGACGAAGCUGGCCGAUGCGAGGACCCUUGAGCUGAAGGACGAAAUGUGGAAGAGCGUUGAAGAGAUCUUGCCAUCACUGAAGUCCCUCAAAUGUGCGACCGCAGCUCUCUGCACUGAGACUCAUGUGUCUCUGUCCAUGGUGCUCCCAGUCGCGAAGAGCCUGCUUGAAAAGCAUCUUGAGCCAAUGGAAGGGGAAUCAAAGCUUGUAGUGGACUUCAAGAGAACCGUCGCCGGCUCCCUCCGAACCCGUGUAAGGCCGCUUGAAGAAAAUAUCAGCCAAGCAAUCCUUGCUUCUGCGCUUGACCCGAGACACAAACACCUUCGGUUUUUGGAUCCAGCACUUCGCCUCCGCACCCAAGAGAAGCUGUCGGAACUGCAUGACGGGGUUACAUUGCAAGGCCCAGAUGACAUGGGGGAAAGUAGUGAAGCACAAGCCUGCAGCGUCGAAAGCACUUCAGAGGCACUUGACACCCUCUUCGGGGAGGACUACUACGUAAAUACUAGCGACGUCAACGAGCUAGAAGCGUAUUUCAAUGAGCCAUGCAUCCGUCCACAUCAAAACCCCAUGGAGUGGUGGAAGUCAAACGGGGAUCGGUACAAAAAACUGAGCGUUCUGGCAAAGCAGCACCUGGUUAUCCCCGCCACCUCCGUGCCAGCGGAGCGAGUGUUCUCUGCCGCGGGACUGAUAGUUAAUAGAAUGCGCUCUCGUCUGUCUCCAGAGCACGUCGAUAUGCUGGUGCCAAUCAGUCAGUCUCCUGCAAUGGAAGCAGAGUCCAAGAAGCUCCCUGCUGCAGAAGACACUUCACCUAACGAGUCCGAUUUUGCGGAUAAUGUUGGGACACAGGUAAUAGCGAAGUGA
This is a messenger RNA of Anoplopoma fimbria (sablefish), 1728 nucleotides long. RefSeq names its product E3 SUMO-protein ligase ZBED1-like. Lineage: Eukaryota; Metazoa; Chordata; Actinopteri; Perciformes; Anoplopomatidae. The record is from RefSeq and is a predicted model, not a curated record. Bases 1 to 1728 code for a protein of 575 amino acids. The transcript is spliced from 3 exons. Gene Ontology annotation, molecular function: protein dimerization activity.